AUCAAUUUUACAAGGAUAGCAUGGAUAAAUGGAAGGCAGCUCUCAAGGAAGCAGCAGAUUUGUCUGGAUGGACUUUCGAGGAGGGCCGCACGCACCAAGAAACUAUCUUCUUGAGAGUUGAGAUCUCAGAUCUACAAUACAAAAGCACUCCAGGAAGGCAGAUCAAUAGAAAGCCAACAUUCAACAGAUGCAGCAAAGCAAGCAGAAUAUGGCUUCUCUGACCAACGAAGCAGCAUCCAGUUCUUCAUCUUAUUCUCUCCCACUUUCUUCUACUGAUCACCAAAAUCGUUACAAAUACCAGGUCUUCCUGAGUUUCCGAGGCGAGGAUACACGCUACAAUUUUACGGAUCAUUUGUAUACUUCUCUGUGUGACAAGGGAAUUGAGACCUUCAGAGAUGAUAAGCUUAGCAGAGGAGAAGACAUAUCACAAGAGCUCCUCAAAGCAAUUGAGGAGUCCAGAGUUUCAAUCGUCGUCUUCUCUCAAAAUUAUGCUUCCUCAAGGUGGUGCUUAGAUGAACUGGUCAAGAUACUUGACUACAGAAAAUCCAAAGGACAGAAGUUUAGAGCUGUUUUCUACAAGGUGGCUCCUUCAGAUGUACGAUACCAAAAAGGUGCUUUCGGUGACGCAUUUGCAACACUUGAUCAAUUUUACAAGGAUAGCAUGGAUAAAUGGAAGGCAGCUCUCAAGGAAGCAGCAGAUUUGUCUGGAUGGACUUUCGAGGAGGGCCGGUACGAGACUGAAUUUAUCAAUGACAUUGUUGGGGAGUUGUCCACCCAAGUAGUAAACCCUUCAUGUGAGUGGCACGUUGCUGAAUAUCCAAUUGGAUUAGAAUCUUGUAUACGAGAUGUAGACAGUCUUUUAAAAGCCAAGGAAAAUAUUUUUCGCAUGGUGGGCAUAUGGGGGACUGGUGGAAUAGGAAAGACCACAAUUGUAAAAGCUGUGUUUAAUUCUAUUCGCCAUAAGUUUGAAGGUAACUGUUUCUUAGCAGAUGUUAGAUCAAAAAGCAUAACCCAAUUGCAAGAGACGCUUUUGUUUGAUAUUUUAGGGGAAAAUUUGAAGGUGCACAGUGUUGAUGAAGGAGUCGGUUUGAUAAAGACAAGGAUGCAACGUAAAAUAGUUCUCUUAAUCCUUGAUGACGUGAGUGAUUCUAGCCAAUUAAAGAACUUAGUUCCAUCCCCUGAUUGUUUUGGCCCGCGCAGCAGAGUUCUCAUAACAACAAGAGAUAAACGUUGGCUAAUUGCUCAUGAAGUUAAUGAAGUAUAUGAGGUUAAGAUGUUAGAUGAUCGUCAUGCUUUGGAGUUGUUUAGCUUGCAUGCAUUCAAAAGAAAUGAACCUCCAAGCGAUUAUCUGGAACUUGCACAACAUGUUAUACACUAUGCCCAAGGCCUUCCGUUAGCUUUGAUAGUCUUAGGCUCUCAUCUAUUUCGUAGAAGCACAGAGGAGUGGGAAGCUACAAUAGGUAGUUGUAAAGGAGGUCCUCAGGCAGAUAUACAUAGAGUUCUCAAACUAAGUUAUGAUGUUCUAGGACAAGAUUUAAAAGAACUAUUUCUUGAUAUUGCUUGCUUCUUUAAAGGUGAGUAUUCAGACCAUGUGAAACCAAUACUAGAAGCUUGCUACGACCACAAAACAAUGGUGAUUGGUAUUGCACAACUGCAAGAAAAAGCCUUGAUAAGAAUUGACAAAGAUGAUCAUAUUUGGAUGCAUGACUUGAUAGAAGAAAUGGGUAAAGACAUAGUGUAUCAGGAGUCACCUGAUGAACCCGGGAAACGCAGCAGAGUGUGGAGUGAAGAAGAUGUAGACUACGUUCUAACAAAUAAUACAGGUACAAAUAAAGUUAUAGGCAUUCAGUUCCCGUGGCUAUCAUCUACAAUAUCUUUGAAUGCUAAAAGCUUUUCAGAGAUGAAGAAUCUUAGAUAUAUUUCUAUGAGAAGUAUAUCCUUUUCUGGAGAUAUUGAUUAUCUCUCCAACCAGUUGAGGUGGCUCGAUUGGGAAGAAUGUCCGUUGCAGUGUUUUCCAUCUGAUUUUCAAGCAAACAAACUUGUGGAGCUCAACAUUACUAGCUGCAAAAUCAGACGACUAUGGGAGGGGCGUAAGAAUUUUUCAAGGCUAACAUGUAUGAAUUUAAGUGAAUGUGAAUCCCUAAAGGAACUCCCAGACUUGAGUGGAAUCCCUAACUUGAAAGAGUUGGAUUUAAGUCAUUGUACAUCCCUAAAGAAACUCCCAGACUUGAGUGGAAUCCCUAACUUGAAAAAGUUGGAUUUAAGUUGCUGUAAAUCCGUAAAGGAACUCCCAGACUUGAGUGGAAUCCCUAACUUGAAAGAGUUGGAUUUAAUUGGCUGUACAUCCCUAAAGGAACUCCCAGACUUGAGUGGAAUCCCUAACUUGGAAAUGUUGAAUUUAAGUUGCUGUGUAUCCCUAAAGGAACUCCUAGACUUGAGUGGAAUCCCUAACUUGGAAAUGUUGAAUUUAAGUUGCUGUGUAUCCCUAAAGGAACUCCCAGACUUGAGUGGAAUCCCUAACUUGAAAGAGUUGGAUUUAAGUGAAUGUGAAUCCCUAAAGGAACUCCCAGACUUGAGUGGAAUCCCUAACUUGAAAAAGUUAGAUUUAAGUGGCUGUAAAUCCCUAAAGGAAGUCCCAGACUUGAGUGGAAUCCCUAACUUGAAAGAGUUGGAUUUAAGUCAUUGUACAUCUCUAAAGGAACUCCCAGACUUGAGUGGAAUCCCUAACUUGAAAAAGUUGGAUUUAAGUCAUUGUACAUCCCUAAAGGAAUUCCCAGACUUGAGUGGAAUCCCUAACUUGAAAAAGUUGGAUUUAAGGUGCUGUAAAUCCCUAAAGGAACUCCCAGACUUGAGUGGAAUCCCUAACUUGAAAAAGUUGGAUUUAAGUCAUUGUACAUCCCUAAAGGAACUCCCAGACUUGAGUGGAAUCUCUAACUUGAAAAAAUUGGAUUUAAGGUGCUGUAAAUCCCUAAAGGAACUCCCAGACUUGAGUGGAAUCCCUAACUUGGAAAAGUUGAAUUUACAUGGCUGUUUAUCCCUAAAGGAACUCCCAGACUUAAGUGGAAUCCCUGACUUGAAAGAGUUGAAUUUAAGUGGAUGUGACUCCCUAAAGGAACUCCCAGACUUGAGCGGAAUCCCUAACUUAAAAGGGUUGAAUUUAAGUGGUUGUAGAUCCCUAAAGAAACUCCCAAACUUGAGUGGAAUCCCUAACUUGAAAGAGUUGAUACUAUAUGGAUGUACCGGCUUAGUUGAGGUUCCUGAUUCAAUUCGAUUCCUUCAUAACCUUGUUACCUUGAAUGUUGACCAUUGCUCUAACCUUAUUAUGUUUCCAAGAAAAAUCAACUUGAAAUCUGUAGAAACAAUCUCUAUUAGCUAUUGCAAGCUUGAAGAAUUUUCAGAAGUUGGGAAAGAGAUGGGUUUCUUGAGAGACUUGGAUCUAAGAGGCACUUGCAUUAAAGAAUUGCAUCCGUCUAUCACAAGGCUUAUUAGGCUGGGAGUGUUGAACCUUGGAAACUCAAAACUGGCUACAUUUCCAAAAAUUCUAGUAAAGAUGGAGUCCUUGAGAUGGCUCUCUCUUGAUGGCAGUGACAUAAGAGAAUUGGAUGAGUCAGUUGAAAAUCUCAUUGGGCUUGAACGGUUGGAUCUUAGUGAAUGCAAAAAUCUCACAACUCUGCCGUGCUGCAUUUAUGGGUUGCAAAAUUUAACGGACCUUUAUCUUUGUAACUGCUCAAAUCUCGCUAGAUUUCCAACAAAUACCAAAAGUUUGAAUGUUGAUGGUUGCUCACUAUCACUUCCCAAGUUACGGGCGCUAUAUAUGAGAGGAUGCAGUUUAUUAUCAGAUUGUGAUUUCCUGAUGACUCUUGAUUGCUGGGAAACAUUAGAGCGGCUUAAUCUGUCAAGAAACAAUUUUGUUAGUCUUCCUGCUUGCCUCACCAAAUUUUUCAACUUGAAGACCCUUGUCUUGAACGGUUGCAAGAGACUCCGAGGAAUUCCGGAGCUUCCACCAAACGUUGAUCUAUACAUAAGUGGUUGUGAAUCACUGGAGGAGAAAUUCUUGAAACGGACAAAUCGUGGAACUGUGAUAGAGGCGGCGUCGCCCAGUCCCCAUGUUCCCUGACCUGCAUAGCUCCCAUCACUCAACCACUUCCAUCGAUGAGAGUGGCAUGCCGAUGGUAGAUUGGCUUUCGUGGCUUUCGUCGGCGAAUGCAGAACAAAAGAGGCCUUGUGAUGGAGCCAACUUGGAUUAUGACCAUCAACCAGAGCAGCAGGAGCAACCAAUUCCUUCAAAACAACACUGCACUGAGGAGCAACCAUCAAUGCCUCCCUUCCCCGAUCACUUUGCAUCUUCAUCUGCAUCCACCUGUGAUAUGUGGUGGAGUCCCCUGGCUGAAAUUUUCCAGACUUCUAAUUGGCAAGCAAAUCUUGAUCCUCUUCCCAAUUCACAGUCGACUCUGGCGAAUCUGCAGUCUACCUCACCAUCAACUCCAGAGUUCCAACGAUAAUGCCAUGCACUACUUAGAUAUGUUCUUUCAGAGACUAGCUACUAUUUUCAGGACAAUAUUGGUGGUAAUCAGGUAGCUAGGCCAUCCAAAUUAAGUGGGGACUAUAGAUUUUCCACUCAGAAAGGUUAUAGACUCUGGCCAAUUUGGCUACAUGCUGAAUGUUGAUCCAACUCAAUUUGAGACGACUGCAAAUAAGCUAGAAGCAAAGAAGUUCUAGCCUAGCUUUGGCUAAGUAUCUUGCUUCAAGGUUAUGAUGCUAACCUUCUUGAAGAAGAAGGAAUUGGUUUUCAAUGUUUUUAAGGAUGGAAUUAAUACUCAGCACAUAUUCAGUAGCUACCACCAAUCUGGAUUACCAUUCACAAGGUCUAGUGGCAUCCAAUCAUAUGUGGCGGUUGAUGAGGGUUUUCAAUCAUAAGCAAGUGGCAUGAGUCUCUUUAGAGACUGCUGCAGGAUCAGGCUCUCUCCAACAAGUAUUUAUUUUCAGCAAAACUGAUCAAUGAGAGAGCGCAUUGGUGGCAGUCAGCUAGGCUCUGCAAAUCAAGUGGGAACUAUAAAAUUUCACUUGGAAUGGUUCCAGAUUCGGGCAAAAUAGGGUACAGGCUGAUCUGUCUGAAUUUGGGACGAGUGCAAAAAAACUAGAAGUAAAAGUAACAAGCAAACCUCGCCGGGGGGGGGGGGGGCAAGCAUCAAUCUGUAAGUUCAUAAAAAUGGCAUCAACAAGAGCAGCAGGAGCAUCCGAUUUUUCCGCAGCUCCCAUCACUCAACUACUACUCCACAGCUUCAACACCAAGAGGAACCAACUGACUUGUUAAGGCUUUCUCUGAACUCUUCAGAACCAACAAAACCUCGUGGCCCAGUUAAAGGUGAUCAAGACCAGUGGCUGUCUCUGCCAACACUGCCAUCCACUUCUGAACUCUGAACUCUGAACCAUCCACUUCAGAGUUUAGUCGAGACAGAGAGGUUUGGGUAUGAGCCUGUUUUGAGGUUGUCUUCAUCUGCUAUUUACUCAUCAAUCUGAGAAUAUUGGUGGUAAUCAGCUAGCUAGGACAUGCAAAUUAUGGUAGCUCAUCGAAUUUUGGCUAGUGUGAGUGUAGGAGGAUGGCUUUUUGUGUGGAAAAUUUCUGAAGGUCCAGAUGAAGGAGGUACACCACAAAUCACAGGAAAGAUUGUUAUUGCCAUUCAAAUAGUUGGUGAGGGGGAAGCUGUUCAUCCACGAGUUUGUUGGCACUAUCAUAUACAAGAUGUUCUGGUUGUUGGGGUUGGGAAGUGUGUUCUACAAAUUGAUACUACUAAAGUUGCAAAGGGUGAAGUCCCUUCUGCUGAGGUUCCUAUUAAGUGUCCUGUUGAAAAGCUCAUUGAUGGGUCCAAUUUGUUGGUAAACAUGAUGGAGAGGUGACAGAUUUAUCAAUGUGCCAAUGGAUGACCACCUGGCUGGUUUCUGCUUCUAUGGAUGGAACUGUCAAUCCACUGUACUACUGUGCAUACUGUUCACAAUCUGUUCAUAAGGCAGCCAGCGAAAUGACUGUCUUGCCCUUUUCUUUCCAUCAAUUACGGGCUGCCACUGUGAGUGCGGGGUUUGCUGUUGUUUUCGUGCUAUGCGUUAGAAGGGAUUGGCAUUAGCUUUUCCCAAUCUUCAAUCUGUCGAUAUCUAAUAUCUGUUUCUUUUAGCCGACAACAGCCUUACCCAUCAAGAUCAAUCACUCCGAAACUCCGAUUUUGGGAGAAAUCUGAGAAACGAAGAAGCACAAUCUGAUCCAGUGCUUGACAGUCAAUCUAUAAGUGGUAGGGGGGGCUCAAAUACCUGUGGGUCGAGAUGUUCUGUCAUUUCGCAACCUGAAAUGUAGGAGGGAAAUCUCCCCAUAGUGGCCGUAAUCUGGACGAUUUCCUUUAGAUUAAUAAUCCAUCAGACAUAUAUGUGUUGGGCUCAUUUCGAUAAGAUUAGACAACGUGGUUUUGGGACUGUUUACUAUGCCGAGCUGACAAGCGAGGAUGAUACUCAAAUUGUGACAGCUUCUGGUGAUCAAUCUCUUUGCUUUUGACCCUGCAACACUCAGAUGAAACUGCGUAAUUGUGCAGCUGACUCUUAACACCGGGUCACCCCCACAUUAGCUGUAGAAGAAUCAUCUCGAAGGACCUGACGUAGCUAUUUUUGUUGACACUUAACCAAUUUUAUAUAGCGAAACAGCUUUGCUUAGGAAAUCAAUUUUGUAACCAAAUUAAAAUACCAAAUUCUACUUGGUAUUUCCGCUUUUGUAAUAUAACUAUACAAUAUUCCGUAAACUAUGAAUCUGUAAAUUUGACAAGAAAAAAAAAACCCGUAGCUUUGCGCGGGCUUACAUUUCCUAGUUAAAAAUUAGCUGGAAGGAUUGAAUACCUUAAACUUAAAUAGCAAUAAAUUAAUAUCCAGUA
Molecule: messenger RNA, 6911 nt
Organism: Rosa chinensis
Lineage: Eukaryota; Viridiplantae; Streptophyta; Magnoliopsida; Rosales; Rosaceae
Product: disease resistance protein RPV1
Exons: 25
Coding region: 188-4117 (1309 amino acids)
Biological process (GO): signal transduction; defense response
Molecular function (GO): ADP binding
Source: RefSeq, a predicted model, not a curated record